AUGAUAUCCACCACCGUCCAGUCCCGAACCCAUGUGUACCGGCAGGCUGUCAAGCUAGCACGAUCUGCUAACCUUGCUGUUGCCGGAUCACCACUUGGUCUCAGACUCGCCUGCGUUGGCCCAGCCCAGCAUCACCACAUAAUCGCCUCGCCGCGACCCUUCUCCACGACACCCAAGAACCACCUCCGAGACUUUUUCCCCGCCAAGGACACGCCGCACAUUCAAACAACAAAGGCAGCAUGGCCGCAUCCUGGGUAUACCCUGGAAGAGAUGGUGGCUGUCGAGCCCGCCCAUCGCGAGCCCCGAAACUUUAGUGACUGGGCCGCCUGGAAGAUUGUUCGCUUCGCGCGUUUCUGGAUGGACAAGGCGACGGGCAUGGGCAGGGACCAGCAAGUUGAUAAAAAGCACCCCACCACAUCUGUGGUGGCAGAGAAGCCACUGACCGAAGCACAAUGGCUUGUCCGAUUUGUCUUCCUCGAGAGUAUCGCCGGCGUUCCAGGAAUGGUGGGCGGCAUGCUGCGUCAUCUCAGCAGCCUCAGGCGCAUGAAGCGCGACAACGGGUGGAUUGAGACCUUGCUCGAGGAGAGCUACAACGAAAGAAUGCAUUUGUUAACAUUCAUGAAGAUGUGCGAGCCCGGCUGGUUCAUGAAGCUCAUGAUCAUUGGAGCCCAGGGCGUCUUCUUCAACGCACUCUUCAUCACAUAUCUCCUCCAUCCCCGGAUCGUCCACCGGUUCGUCGGAUACCUCGAAGAGGAAGCUGUGCACACAUACACCCGGGCUAUUCGUGAAAUCGAGGACGGCCACCUCCCAAAGUGGGCUGAUCCAAAGUUUCAAAUCCCGGAUAUUGCUGUCCAGUACUGGAACAUGCCGGAAGGGAACCGCACGAUGAAAGACCUCAUCUUGUACAUUCGCGCAGAUGAAGCCGGUCAUCGUGGAGUCAACCACACCCUUGGGAACCUUAACCAGAAGGAGGACCCUAAUCCGUUCGUCAGCACCUUCAAGGACAGAGAAGCGCCUAAACCGGCCUUGAAGGCCACCGGGUACGAGCGAUCUGAUGUCAUUUGA
Messenger RNA from Metarhizium acridum CQMa 102, 1065 nucleotides. RefSeq names its product inducible alternative oxidase 2. The record is from RefSeq and is a predicted model, not a curated record. Lineage: Eukaryota; Fungi; Ascomycota; Sordariomycetes; Hypocreales; Clavicipitaceae. Gene Ontology annotation, biological process: alternative respiration. Gene Ontology annotation, cellular component: mitochondrion. Gene Ontology annotation, molecular function: alternative oxidase activity.